CCCAUGAUACCAAAACGCCCUAAAACCCUAAAAUCGAGCAAACACCCUCGCCCAAGCCGGCCGCCCCCAAUCCCCUACUACAGGAUACAGAUUGCACACCGGGUCGGCCGGUCCAUCCAUGGCGGCGAACCAGGGCGAGGCGCAUCGGCGGGAGCCCGACCAGCGCCGCCCCAUGUGCGGCGUCUGCACCAAGCCCCUCCGCCUCUGCCUCUGCGGCUGCCUCCGCCGCCCGCCGCUCGACACCGCCGUCGGCGUCACCGUCCUGCAGCACCUCAUGGAGGCGGGCCACCCGCUCAACUCCACCCGCGUCGCCCGCCUCGGCCUCCGCAACCUCGCCGUCGCGCUCGUCGGCGACGUCAACCACCGCGCCAGCUUCCACCUCAGGACGCUCGACGCCGCCGCCGCCGCCGGCGGUGGAAAUCAUGACCGUCCCGACGGGCCCGGGGAGAUUCAGGUGCUGGAGGGCGACGGUUUUGGCGGCGGAACGGGAGGCCCUGCUGGUCCUGUGCAAUGCGAAGGUGAAACAUUAGAUUCUGCAAUAUGCUCUAAUGGAAUUUCUGGCGAAUCGGGUGGAGCAGUUAGUUGUGCAAGGCGUGAUUAUGUGACGAAGGGCAUCAAUGCUUCUAGUGAUUUGGGUGUGAAAGCUGCGAAUAUUCGAGGUUCUAGCGAUAUCGGUGGUGAAAUAUUGGAUCUUGUGGAUAUCCCUGAUAGGAUUGGCUUUGAUUUGGAUGGAGAGAUCUGUAGUGUUAAAAGCGACUUAGGUGGAGGUGAGGAAUUGGGGUUUCAGAGUAUGAAGAGGAAUGGAUAUUGCUCAGAUUCUGAAAGACUGGGCUCCUCAGCUAACCAGACAGGAAACUCCUUUGUUGAUGGUAUCCACGGUGAAAAUCAUCACAGUAUUGGCGAGGUAAAUGGUAAUCUCCCUCGUCAUUUAGUAGAAAACGCCUCAGAAUUUCAAAUGGCAACUGCCCAAAACUGCAAUGGUAUACCUAGAGAAAAUGUUGGAACUGUUGCUGCUAUUGGUCAAGACUGGACUGUGAAAAACAUGGAUAAGUGCUCUAUUACCUAUACGGAGAAGGAACUCAAGAUUGAAAUUGAGCGUGGUGUGAAGCCCAAAAUCAGAUGGUUGUCAAGAGGACCACUUGGUCAGUCAGCUGUCUCCAACGGUUUUACUGUCACGAAAAUACAAAUGAAGAAGUCAAAACAAACUGGGGAAGUUUCGGUGUUUGAGGAAUUCUCAAUCACCAUACCACCAAAGUCAGCUCUGCUAUUCCCGUGCCAGCGGGCAAUCAGCAUUGAUGCUUCAGACUGUCAGUUACAACAUUUGAUUGUGUUGGAUGGAACUUGGGCAAAGGCGCAACGUAUGUACCAUGAGAAUCCAUGGCUACAACUUCUGCCACAUGUGAAGCUAGAAUCAGAUGGUGUUAGCUUGUAUAGUGAGGUGAGGCAUGAGCCAAGGGCUGGGUGCUUGUCUACCAUUGAGAGCAUAGUUGUUGCCAUGAGGAAACUUGGAGAGGAUGCAAAGGGACUGGAUGAUCUGCUGGAUGUUUUCGAGUCAAUGAUUGCAGAUCAACGGAGAUGCAAGGAUGAGAAUUGGAAACAAAAACUCGAGUCCAAGACAUAAGGUGGCCCUGUUUUUCUUUUGUUGUCUAAUUCUAUUCAUAUGAUUUCUGGAUGCAUUUUUCUGUCCAGAUGUCAUCUAUAUCAUGAUUUUAUACUAGGGAUUUUCGUUUGCUGAAAGCAACUGUCUGAGAUAUUGUACUUUUGAACUGUCACCAUUGCUUUCAAUCAUAGUGGCAAAAGCUGACCAUUACCCUAGUUUACAAAUAUUUUGUGUUGGAUACAACCUUUUCCUUGAGUAUUGCAACACUUUCUAGUCUACAAUAUACUGAAUGAGUUCGUUAGACAUGGUCUAAUCAAGAUUUCUUCAUACCUUUGUUUGGUCAUGAUCGAUCGAAAUGGUCUGAUCUUUUUCUUGAAAUUUGGUUGAUAUAUCGUGUGUCCUACUCAACUUUUGCUCUCCAUGCCAUGGCACAUGUGUUCUUCUGUCUCGAAGCAAUAAAGCAACUAUGACUAGAAUUUUGGUUU
Molecule: messenger RNA, 2085 nt
Organism: Oryza sativa Japonica Group (Japanese rice)
Lineage: Eukaryota; Viridiplantae; Streptophyta; Magnoliopsida; Poales; Poaceae
Source: RefSeq, a predicted model, not a curated record